AUGUCGAGGAGGUCGACAAUAAGCGCAUUAUGCGCAAGCAAUGGCGCUCUCGAGUCUGCCACGAGGAGGAUAGUUGGGUCUACACCACGAACAUUCUCUUCGACUGCUCGACAAAAUGCGAGCAUCGGACACUUCACACCCACAUCCUCCCCCCAACUCGACGAGCUCCUCAACAUGAUCCGUCAAAAGAUCAUCCUACCAGCCUACCUACCCCGCGAGCAACGCAAGAAGCUCUACUCGCCCAAAUACGAGAAGAAACUCAGAUCAGACCCCGUCACCAUCGAGAUCGACGGCGAGGUCAUACGUUUCCGGUACACAAACCCAUUCAUCGAAAUGCCUCAGACCCGCCGCUCCGUCCUAAGCGCCAUCUCCCAAUUCCAAACCGCGGACGACUUCGUCAACCUACAGCCCUUAAUAGAAGGCACGGCCAAAGCGCAACGCACAUUCGACCCGUCUUUCUACUGCAAAGUAAUCCGAAUCCUCGGUCAACGAGACCGUAUCUACGAUGCCAUCGAGUUGGCGCGUAGUGUCUCACGAACGGAUUUCCGUCUUGAUUGUAGCGAGAAGGUAAACGAGAUCUUACAUUUCGUCCAGAUGAAAGCUGUGGAUGCGGAUUGGGAUCCCGUGGUAACGGCUCGUGUUUUACGCUGGUCGGAGAUGGUGCUGGAAAUGCUCGAGGAAGAGGAGCACCAGCCAGAGCAGCGUAAGAGUGAUGUUCCUCGUAGGGACGUGUUGCCGUUACAUCGCGAUCCUAUGGUUCUUCUAGCACCGUUACAUCUUGCCGCUUCUUUGUUAGCGAAGCUAGGAACUGAGGCCGGAGCCGCUGCCGUAGCCGCAGCUGAGAGUAAAGCGGAAGCGGAAGCUGACACUGAGGCUGAAGUUAAAAUACCAAGCAAGGAGGAGGUCAGAGAAAAGCUAAACAAAUACGCGAAUGACAUAGUCAGACUAUGGCCCGAAGGCAAGAAGUUGAUGGAGAUACAACCAAAAGAUCUGUACGAAACGGAGGAUAAGAUGGAAUACCUAACUGUACCCAACAAGUUUGUUGUCAUAGCCACACCCUUACUAUACGGCCUCGAAGCAGCUAUCCCCCUCGUCGAGCCGGAACUCGCAGCACAAUUAAAAUCAAGGCGGGAUAUCCUAGCUGCCGAGGUACAGCAGGCGCGGAAGGAAGCUGGUGCGAAGCCCGGGAAGAGAGGGGAGAUAGUAUACCAGAAGAUUUACGGUGAUGCGGCAUGA
This is a messenger RNA of Hypoxylon trugodes, 1236 nucleotides long. RefSeq lists its product as uncharacterized. Bases 1 to 1236 code for a protein of 411 amino acids. The transcript is spliced from 2 exons. The record is from RefSeq and is a predicted model, not a curated record. Lineage: Eukaryota; Fungi; Ascomycota; Sordariomycetes; Xylariales; Hypoxylaceae.